Molecule: messenger RNA, 601 nt
Organism: Bactrocera oleae (olive fruit fly)
Lineage: Eukaryota; Metazoa; Arthropoda; Insecta; Diptera; Tephritidae
Source: RefSeq, a predicted model, not a curated record
AGCAGUUUUUAAUAGUAAAGAAGUUUUAUUUCAAAUUGUUUAUAAACACACAUCAAACCAAUUGCAAUGGAGGUCGACGAGGAAGAUUUCGAGGUACCAACUUCAAGUAGCAAAGGCGAAAAGAAGCGUUUCGAUGUGAAAAAGUGGAAUGCCGUCGCUUUAUGGGCCUGGGAUAUUGUUGUAGACAAUUGCGCUAUUUGUCGUAACCAUAUAAUGGAUUUGUGUAUAGAAUGUCAGGCCAAUCAGGCGUCUGCUACCAGCGAGGAAUGUACUGUUGCGUGGGGCGUCUGCAAUCAUGCUUUUCAUUUUCAUUGCAUCUCACGUUGGUUAAAAACCCGACAGGUGUGUCCAUUGGACAACAGGGAAUGGGAGUUCCAGAAAUAUGGCCACUAGGAGUUUCCAAGCGGUAAUUGAGGGAUCUUGCUCUUUUUUAUUUCAUCUUCAAAACAAUAAAGGCGCUAUUCAAAUCGCCCACAUAUAAUUUAUAACGCGUUUGCUAUUAAACUGCAGUAUUUUUGGUUUAACGCUAAAUAAUAACCUAUAACUAGUUUGUCAAAAUGAUUGCAAAAUAAAUGAAUUUGAUACAAAAGUAUAAAAAGUA